Molecule: messenger RNA, 1629 nt
Organism: Bombyx mandarina (wild silkworm)
Lineage: Eukaryota; Metazoa; Arthropoda; Insecta; Lepidoptera; Bombycidae
Product: UDP-glucosyltransferase 2
Molecular function (GO): UDP-glycosyltransferase activity
Source: RefSeq, a predicted model, not a curated record
UCUCUACAGCGGACAGUCGCUAAGUGUCCGACGCGUGUGAGCCAUGAAGAUUUUCAUAUUAUUCUUAAUUGUAACUUCAGUGGAAAGUUACAAAAUUCUCUGUCUGUUUCCUUACCCUGGAAAAAGUCAUUACAUGGUAUUCGAACCAAUUCUGGACGAGCUUAUCAACCGUGGACAUCACCUGACAGUUGUUUCCUUCUUUCCGGCUACGAUUCCACUACCGAACCGUCGUGACGUUAGCUUGCAGCAUUUAGCUCCGCCUAACGUCGAAGUGCUUGAUCUAAAAGAGAUUUAUUUAAAAACCCAAAAGUAUUUCGGCUUAGAGAAUUACUUCGGACAUAUGUCUAUAGUUACUUCUUUAGCUAAAUCGAACCUUCUUAUUUGCGAGAGAAUAAUCAAUUCGGAUGUAUUCGAGGAGUUUCUGGCGGGAAAAGGCGAAUACGAUCUAAUUUUGAUAGAACAUUUUAACAGUGACUGCUUGCUAAGUUUGGUUCAUAUCUAUAAUGUCCCUUCUAUAGGUUUGAUCUCGAGUAGUAUGAUGCCAUGGACCAUGGCAAGGGCUGGAGCGCCAGACAAUCCCGCCUAUAUACCUGGCAUGACUCUUCCGUUCACAGAAAAAAUGACGUUCUUCGAAAGAUUGAUAAAUACGUUUACCUUACAUUUUUAUAAUACGUGGUUUGAGUAUGCGAUUUGGCGCGAAGAACAGAAAAUUAUUGAAAAUAAAUUGAAAAGGAAACUACCUAGGCUGAGUGAUUUGGGUAAAAAUUCCAGUGCUGUAUUGGUAAACACUCAUUUUUCUAUAAAUGGUAUUAGGGAACUUACGCCUUCUUUAAUAGAAAUUGGCGGUAUCCACCUACAUAACAGGACUAUCAGAGAACUCAACGAGCCCCUGCGUACUUUAGUUGAGAAUGCAGAAGAAGGCUUCAUAAUAUUCAGUUUCGGCUCAUUAGUGAAGGGAUCUUCGUUACCGCGAAAGCAAAUGAAAGCCAUAAUCAACGCUUUUGCUCGUUUACCACAAACAAUAUUUUGGAAAUGGGAGGACGAUAUCUCAGACGCGAUAAAAAUACCAAAGAACGUUAAAUUUGAAAAAUGGUUGCCGCAAUACGAUUUGUUGAACCAGCAAAAUUGCUUGGCAUUUAUCACACACGGCGGUCUACUUAGCUUGACGGAGGCAGUCGCGUCAAGCGUGCCGACUCUCAUUAUUCCUAUACUCGGAGAUCAGUUCGGGAACGCGGCCCAUGCUCAGAAAGCUGGCGUCGCCGAGGUUCUAAGUCUUACGGAAAUUGAAGAAGACGUGUUCUAUAAUAAACUCUUAUCAGUUUUGUCUAAGGAGAAACGUCAGAAAGCUAAAUUACUAACAAGUCUUUGGCGGGAUCGUCCUCAACCGGCAAUGGAAACGGCCCUAUUCAACAUAGAACUCGUAGCGCGACAUAAAGGACUGGAUAUGUCGUCUGGUUCGCGGUGGUUGUCGCCUAUCCAGUACUUGCUAUUAGAUAUUAUAGCUUUUAUAGUGUUCGUUUUAUUCAUAUCAACAUUUACUUUUGUUUUUAUUUUAAAAACUUUUAUUUCUGUGGUACAAAUAUAUUACCGUAACAAAGAAAAAUCAAGUUAAAAUUUAGUGUUAUUAAA